Molecule: messenger RNA, 870 nt
Organism: Drosophila nasuta
Lineage: Eukaryota; Metazoa; Arthropoda; Insecta; Diptera; Drosophilidae
Product: skin secretory protein xP2-like
Exons: 1
Coding region: 1-870 (289 amino acids)
Source: RefSeq, a predicted model, not a curated record
AUGCGUUGGUUAACCUCAUUGGCACUCGUUGGUCUGGCCACUUUGGUCGUGUCGGAGACACCAAAUUUCGCUGUGCGUCGCGCUCGCUUCGCCAAUCCCUUGAUCAAGCUGGCCGUGCAGCCAGCUAUCGCCAGUGACGCCACAGAGGGAGUUGCUGCCGUUGCUCCAAUUGCUUCAGUUGCUGCUCCUUCAAUUCUGCCUUACGUAGGUGCUCCAUUAUCUCUUGCUAGUCAAUCCACAGGGGGAGUUGCUUCAGUUGCUGCUCCUUCAAUUCUACCCUAUGUCGGUGCUCCCCAAUACUGGGGUGGAUAUGGUGCACCCAACAACUGGUACGGCUGGAAUAAUCCCGCUCCAUUCUGGGGUGGCUACAAUCCCAGAAGCUGGAGUCCAUUUGGUGGCGCAUUCUGGCGUCCACGUCAACGUUCUCGCCGCGCUCGUCCUGCUGUCCAGGCUGCCCCUCUGCCUGCCGUCGUAGAGCCCAGCGCAGAAACUUUUGUUGCACCUGUUGAUGUGCCUGCUGAUUUGACUGUGGAAGCACCCGUCGAGGCCCUAGUUGCAGCCCCAGUUGAAGCCCCAGUUGAAGCUCCAGUUGAAGCACCAGUUGAAGCUCCAGUUGAAGCCCCAAUUGAAGCGCCAGUUGAAGCUCCAGUUGAAGCUCCAGUAGAAACUCCAGUGGAAUCACCUGUUGAGGUGCCUGUUGAAGUGGCUGCCGAUGUGCCUGCUGAAGUGUCCGCUGAAGUGGCUGCCGAAGUUCCUGCCGAAGCUGGAGCUGAAGCUGGAUCUGAUGCUAAUGUCGACGCUGAUUUGGCAGCAGCUGAAGCUGAACUUAAGGCUGCUUUGCAACCCAAGCUUUCUAUUGCGAUUGUCUAA